Cucurbitaria berberidis CBS 394.84 is the source of this 498-nucleotide messenger RNA. Its product is annotated as Prefoldin. Gene Ontology annotation, biological process: protein folding. NCBI's taxonomy places the organism in Eukaryota, Fungi, Ascomycota, Dothideomycetes, Pleosporales, Cucurbitariaceae. Gene Ontology annotation, molecular function: protein folding chaperone. The transcript has 3 exons. Gene Ontology annotation, cellular component: prefoldin complex; cytoplasm. The record is from RefSeq and is a predicted model, not a curated record. Bases 1 to 354 code for a protein of 117 amino acids.
AUGCCAAACGAAGCCUUGCAGAAGGUUCUGCAAGAAAUCAGCCAGAAAAAGGCCUUCGCAGAGCAACAGCUAGUCGUCGUUCGACAGCAAAAAGCGGCGCGAACACGUGAGAGUCGGAUGCUGCAGUUGACCGCAUCCGAGGUCACCUCACUGCCUACCGACACGAAAGUAUACGAAGGCGUGGGAAAGAUGUUUGUUUGCACACCCAUUCCAGACGUGCAGAAGAGGCUGAAAGAGGAGGGCGAGGCGUUGACCAAAGAGAUGUCAAAUCUCGAUAAGAAGGAGGACUACCUAGAGAAAACGUACACGAACAGCAAGAACAGCCUUGAGCAGGUACUACAGCGUGCAGGCUAGGCUAAGGAGGUGGAGUGAGAGGGAGAAGUUGGAACCUGAUGUGGACGAAUUACCCUAGUCAAUCAUAAUGAUCGUUCGGUCUCACCUUGAGUUUGACUGGAAAAUAGCAAUCCAUCACAUCCAUAAGGGGACAUCAAACGCCCC